Paramacrobiotus metropolitanus is the source of this 1421-nucleotide messenger RNA. RefSeq names its product BTB/POZ domain-containing protein 6-A-like. Gene Ontology annotation, cellular component: cytosol. NCBI's taxonomy places the organism in Eukaryota, Metazoa, Tardigrada, Eutardigrada, Parachela, Macrobiotidae. Gene Ontology annotation, molecular function: protein binding. Gene Ontology annotation, biological process: neurogenesis. The coding region runs from base 197 to 1099 and encodes 300 amino acids. The record is from RefSeq and is a predicted model, not a curated record. The transcript is spliced from 6 exons.
ACUUCGUCAGCUGUUCCCUGAUCAUCUAUUUCACAAUUCACAUUUUGUUUUUAGAAAUUCUUGAUUUACCCUUGCAUCAUAUUUUCGGUUCACGUGAUCUGAAAUUUGGAAUCACCAAAGUGACAGAGUCUCACUGCGUUACGUACCCGUACAACGUACCUACUGCUGUCUUGUUGUUUAGCCGUUUUCCAUCAGAAUGGUGUCAACAAAGCAUGCUGCACACGAAGAACCUGCUGUGGGACCCGCCAUAUGCAUGAAACAGAUGCUAGCCAGUGGAGCCUUCAGUGAUGUGCGCUUCGCCGUUGGCCGUUAUUUUGGCGCAGUGAAAAUCUUUGAAGCUCACAAGAACAUCUUGGCAAUGCACAGUUCAGCAUUUCGCAACAUGCUCUACAGAAUUUUUCCCGACAGCUACGACGGCAGUAUUCCCAUUGACAUUCCGGAUUUUACUCCUGAUGCAUUCGCAAACUUGCUCAGCUACAUGUACACGGAUGAAGCGGAGAAUCUCAGCCCUGACAACGUUUUCGACACCAUGAAAUGUGCGGACAAGUACGACGUUGCGCCGCUGGUGCUAGCUUGUGCGGACGAGAUCGUCAGCCAGCUGAACGUUACCAACUGCUUAUCCACUUUGGAACAGGCAGUCCAGUGCCAUGCUGGUUAUAUUGUGGAGGAGUGCUUGAAUUUGCUGGAUGAGAAGGCUGAGGAGAUUCUGCGAUCGGAACACUUCACUAACAUCCGUCAGGACACACUGCGCACCAUACUGCAGCGCAAUACGCUGUCGGCUGAUGAAGGUGUCAUUUUCUUGGCUAUGGAGAGCUGGUCCGUCGAAGCCUGUAAGCGGAAUAACAUGGAACCCUCCGCCGUCAACCGUCGUCAGAUGCUAGGUGACGCAUUCCCACUUGCACUAGGCCGCUUUCCCAAGCUGGCUGAACUACCGGACGGUCCCGAGCCGAUUGGUGUAUUGAAUGGUAUGACGCCAAUGACGGUAUCGGACUUCGUAACUGCGGUAUUCCGGCUGUAUCGCAAUCGCCGUCUGUGCAGACGCCGGAUCGCAGCCGAGCUUUCUAAUGGCCUGGCGGUGACGAUAGACUGCCCAUUUUGAUUUUUCCGGACAUUUUUAUUUGUUGCACUGAGAAUGUGGUAAAAAAACAGAGUGGAACUGAUUUUGUUUUCUAUCAACAUGGAAUAUGGUAAUAGUUUUCGUGUUAAAUAAAUUCUCCUUCUGCGGCAUAAUAUGGAAUAAGGCGUUGGUAGUUUUUUCAGAUGGUGAUAGUCCCGCCUUUUAGACUUACUAGUCGCUUCUUGUUUUUUUUUUUAAUUUUUUAGCGGUAUCGGUUCAGGAAGAUGAUCAGUUUAACAAUUUGUUCGGUAAUAUAUGUUAGUAUGUUACUGAUUUAAAUUCUGAAUGCGGCUUGCUUGUUUAC